UCAUCUGCAGCCAUGGUACAACGGUGGAAUAUUGUGUUGUCUGCCUAUUCCUACGAAAUCCAUCAUCGCAGUGUACAGUCCAUUCCACAUGCAGACUAUCUAUCACGAUACGCCAUUUCAGAGGAGGCUCCUACGGGUGAUUGUCUUCUCACUCAACCGCUCCCGAUGAAUUACAUCCCAGUACAAAUGUUGAAAACAGUACAGAAGAACCCAGAAGAUCUGAACGAUUACUCAACAAAGCCCGCCGUGAUUACAGAAGACCGGAGCUUCAUUCAAGCUGCGGCGGAUGUGGUCAUUACUCAUGAACUAUGA
This is a messenger RNA of Echinostoma caproni, 312 nucleotides long. The record is from the annotation of a GenBank genome assembly. NCBI's taxonomy places the organism in Eukaryota, Metazoa, Platyhelminthes, Trematoda, Plagiorchiida, Echinostomatidae.